This is a messenger RNA of Solanum pennellii, 1201 nucleotides long. Its product is annotated as vacuolar protein sorting-associated protein 32 homolog 2-like. The transcript has 8 exons. Gene Ontology annotation, biological process: vesicle budding from membrane; late endosome to vacuole transport via multivesicular body sorting pathway. The record is from RefSeq and is a predicted model, not a curated record. The coding region runs from base 236 to 886 and encodes 216 amino acids. Gene Ontology annotation, cellular component: multivesicular body; ESCRT III complex; cytoplasmic side of plasma membrane. NCBI's taxonomy places the organism in Eukaryota, Viridiplantae, Streptophyta, Magnoliopsida, Solanales, Solanaceae.
AAUUCCAUUGGUCUGUCAUAGCACAGCACUGACGUCUCCUCCACAUGAGCAAUCUUCUGCCAAAAAGAUCCAACCUUUAAAGUUGAUUGAGAAAUUUCUCAAUUAUUACAAACUUCGAAGGUCAAAACCCGAUUGAUUUCGAUUAUUCAGAAACCCUUCAAAGUUUCUCAGGGUUUAAAUAAUUUUGAUCUUUUGAAGCUUUUCUGUAUUAUAAUUGUUGCUGACAAAAUCAAGAAUGUUUACCCGAAUGUUUGGAAAACCUAAACAAGAAACAAAUGCUCUAGCUACGCUAGACAAGUUAAACGAGACUCUUGAGAUGCUUGAGAAAAAGGAGAAGGUUUUACUGAAGAAGGCUGCAGCUGAGGUUGAAAAAGCAAAGGAAUUUACUAGAGCAAAAAACAAAAGGGCUGCAAUACAAUGUUUGAAAAGGAAAAGGCUUUACGAGCAGCAAAUCGAGCAGCUCGGAAACUUCCAAUUGCGUAUUCAUGAUCAGAUGAUAAUGUUAGAAGGUGCAAAAGCCACAACAGAGACUGUUGAUGCUUUAAGAACUGGAGCAGCUGCAAUGAAAGCUAUGCAAAAGGCAACGAAUAUUGACGACGUCGACAAAACAAUGGAUGAGAUCAAUGAGCAGACUGAGAAUAUGAAAUUGAUUCAGGAAGCAUUGUCAACACCAAUUGGUUCAGCUGCUGAUUUUGAUGAAGAUGAAUUGGAGGCAGAACUUGAAGAACUAGAGGGGGCUGAAUUAGAGGAACAGCUCCUUCAGCCUGCUACAACUGCUCCUGUUGCGCCAAUUAAUCUACCUGCUGGCAGGCAACAAGUGCGUCCUGCUGCUCAGAAGACAGAAGAAGAUGAGCUUGCUGCUUUGCAGGCUGAAAUGGCUCUUUAAACAGUUCUUGUUGCCUCCCACGAGACAGCGUAAAGGCUUGAUGUAUUCUUAUGGUGGAUGGAUAUACCUUUGGAGCUUUGAAUUCUUAAAGAUGCAUGCAGGAUCAGAAGUUACUGUAUAAAUGACAGCAGAUGAUGAGUUUACAUUCUGUGUGGAGUUGAAAGUGGGAAAAUUGUAUGCUAAUUUCGUGUGAAUUAUUAAGAAAAAAGAUGUUCUAAGAUAUACUUUUAAAUGAAUUUUCAAGACUUCUGUUGUUUACAUUAUUAUGAUCAGAAAAAACCUUCUAUAUAUACAACUUACAAGCACUUAAAUUCA